CUCUGCAAGUAAACUUUGAACCAGGAGUCCGAUUGUAUAUCGACGGAGAUCUUUGUGAAGCGAGCUAGACCAGGUGAAUCAAUGGAAUCUCAAGAAGGAUCGCAGCAGCCGCAGCUUGUUUUGGCUCAUAAGCUCUUCCUCCUUACCCAAUCUGAUGUCCUAGAUAUCGAGAAGGUCCGCCUCCGCCAGGAAGUGUUGGAUUUCGUCUUGGCUGAAUCUAUGGCCCCGCUUUAUGAAACCCUAGUCGCCAAUUCAGUGCUCGAUACGAAUCAGUCCCUUUUGGAUUCUAUGCGUGCAAAGAAUGAGGAUGAACUCAAGAAACUUGAUGAGAAGAUUGCUGAUGCUGAAGAAAACUUAGGUGAAAGUGAAGUUAGAGAAGCUCACUUGGCCAAGUCCUUGUUCUUCGUUAAAAUUGGCGACAAGGACAAGGCUUUGGAACAGCUGAAGGUAACUGAAGGCAAGACAGUUGCUGUUGGGCAAAAGAUGGAUCUGGUCUUCCAUACUCUUCUGAUUGGAUUUUUCUAUAUGGACUUUGAUCUAAUCUCCAAGAGCAUUGAUAAAGCUAAGAAAUUAUUUGAGGAAGGAGGUGACUGGGAAAGGAAGAAUCGUCUUAAGGUUUAUGAAGGACUAUACUGCAUGUCAACCCGAGAUUUUAAGAAAGCAGCUAGUCUGUUUCUUGAUUCCAUCUCGACUUUCACUACUUACGAGAUUUUCCCUUAUGAUACCUUCAUAUUCUAUACUGUCGUUACUAGUAUCAUAACACUGGAUAGAGUUUCCUUGAAGCAAAAGGUGGUUGACGCCCCUGAAAUCUUGACAGUUAUUGGUAAAAUACCAUUCUUGUCGGAAUUUUUGAAUUCCCUGUAUGAGUGCAGAUACAAAUCUUUCUUCGUGGCAUUUGCCGGUCUGACUGAUCAAAUCAAGUUGGAUCGCUAUCUACAUCCUCACUUCCGAUAUUAUAUGAGGGAGAUUAGGACUGUUGUUUAUUCCCAGUUCUUGGAAUCUUACAAGAGUGUCACAAUUGAAGCAAUGGCAAACGCUUUUGGAGUAACAGUGGAUUUCAUUGAUCUGGAGUUAUCUCGAUACAUUGCUGCUGGAAAGCUUCACUGCAAGAUAGAUAAAGUUGCGGGUGUAUUGGAAACAAACCGUCCAGAUGCUAAGAAUGCUCUUUAUCAAGCAACUAUCAAACAAGGAGAUCUCUUGCUAAACCGAAUCCAGAAAUUGUCUCGUGUUAUUGAUCUUUGAAGAGAGCGGAUGAAUCUUGUUUUAGUGUACUUGACUGAGCGAUUUUACUUCUUCCUGUUGGAUACUUUGUUGACUCGCAUUGUAUUUGUCUCUCUUUAUUUUUAUGACCUAAAUUUGGAAAGUUAAUAGUUUUCUAGGGCCUGCUAUGUGCCACUGGCAACUGCUCUUAUCGCCUAUUUGUCGGGUUUUUAGGUGGAUUGUGCUGAGACCAAUUUUUACCUAUUGACUAUAGCAAAUUCAAA
Impatiens glandulifera is the source of this 1484-nucleotide messenger RNA. Its product is annotated as 26S proteasome non-ATPase regulatory subunit 6 homolog. The coding region runs from base 82 to 1242 and encodes 386 amino acids. Gene Ontology annotation, biological process: proteasome-mediated ubiquitin-dependent protein catabolic process. The record is from RefSeq and is a predicted model, not a curated record. NCBI's taxonomy places the organism in Eukaryota, Viridiplantae, Streptophyta, Magnoliopsida, Ericales, Balsaminaceae. The transcript has 8 exons.